Messenger RNA from Fomitopsis serialis, 410 nucleotides. RefSeq lists its product as uncharacterized. The record is from RefSeq and is a predicted model, not a curated record. Bases 91 to 321 code for a protein of 76 amino acids. Lineage: Eukaryota; Fungi; Basidiomycota; Agaricomycetes; Polyporales; Fomitopsidaceae. The transcript has 2 exons.
CGCAUACCUGGUGAGUUUGCGCUGGCGGGCUUGUGUCGCUUGCGCACGCGCACACCGGAGUCGUCUUCACCGCGCUCAUGCGCAUUGGGCAUGCGCGCGCGCGGCGCUGGGGCCGUCUCCGUCGCGUUCGUCUCCGUCCGGUCGUCCUUGGUGGGCAUUAAUCGCUGGUUUGUUGACCCUGCUGACUACAACCACCUUCCCUCCCUGCACGACCAUUCUUUGCGAGCCUCCACCAAUGCCCUUGGCACGUUCUUAGAGCUGGUUGCAUUUGUGCGGUCCCGGGUCUUGAGGCUAUGUACCUUGCGCCGUAAAAGGCUGUAAUCUUAUCGCCUUUGUUUGGACGUCACGUGCUUCGUGGAGUCCACGGGAGUCCACCGUGGACAGUCCACCCCAGCGGACGGCUUGUUCUC